AUGGCCGCCGCCGGUGGCGCGGUGUGCGGGUUGCUGUUGCGCAUGCGGGCGCGCACGCGUGGUAUGCUGUGGCGGGGAGGUCCCAGUAACCAAGGUGAGAAGAUGCAAAAGAUGUGGUAUUCUUUCCUGCCCUGUUUGCUCUUUUUACAACUUGAAGCUAAUCCUGGUCUUAAAGUGAGAAUUACUCAGAAAGGGCUGGAUUAUGGCAGGAAGAUUGGGAUAGAGCUACUGAAGCAAAGAGUACUGAAAGAGACCUUCCCAAGCUGGAGUGGGCAGGAGAGUUUCUCCAUUGUGAAGGUGAAUUAUACAAUCUCAAGGUUCAGAGUUGAUGCUGUAGAUAUACCAGAAACUUCUGCUUCCUUUAUUCCUGGCACUGGUGUUAGUCUGUCAGUGGCACAUGCUUCUGCUAUAAUCAGUGCAGACUGGAGAGUGAAAACAUGGCUACUCAAAGACCAAGGAGGAUUUACCCUGUCCAUCUCAGAACUAUUCAUUGCAAUUGUCUUCAAAGUAUCACGGGACAGCACAGGCCACUUGUCUGUGUUGCUGCACAGUUGCCAGCUGAGCAUCGGUAGUGUAAAAGUCAAAUUAAAUGAAGGAUCUAGCUGGAUCUAUAGUUUCCUAUCUGGUUACCUUGAGAAGGCCAUUCAUUCUAAACUGGAGGAAAAUAUAUGCCUAAAUAUCAAAUACAAAAUACAGUUGAUGGAUGCACAGCUUAGAAAGCAGAAGGUCUUAAGCCAAAUAGAUGCCUUUGCACAAAUAGACUAUUCCCUAGUUAGUUCUCCAGCAGUCUUCAAAUCACACAUUAACUUGGAUUUGAAGGGCACAGUCUAUCCAGUAGGAAAUCACACAGACCCCCCCUUUGUGCCUGCUCCGUUUGGUCUCCCAAACAAAGGUGAUUCCAUGCUCUACUUAGGAGUCUCCAGUUAUUUUCUUGAGUCUGCUACAUUGGCUUACUACAGAGCAGGGGUCUUUAAUAUCACCAUCUCCAAAGACCUAGCUACUACUUUUAACCUAACUACAGCCAUGCUGAAAGAUUUUGUUCCUGAGCUUGCUCUGCAUUGCCCAACAGCAUGCCCAGUGCUUCUGAAACUGAUGGCUACAUCACCACCUGUUGUCAGUUUGCAGUCAGACACGUGCAGACUAUGGAUCACUGGGUCUGUAGAGGUGUUUGCUGUUCUGCCAAAUUCAACCAUCCAGUACAUCUUUACAGGGAAUCUAACAACAAGUACCAGAGGCAAUUUGACAGUAAUCAAACAGAAGCUGAUCAUCUCAUUACUUCUGAAGAGGCUCCAGUUCUCCCUGGUGCACUCUGCUGUUAGAUUCUCUCAGGUCUCACUGGUGGAGAAUUUGCUGUCUUACACUUUACGGAGGGUGCUGAUCCCAGUAAUCAGUGAUAAAUUAGGAAAAGGAUUUUCUCUUCCUAACUUGGCCCACACCAGCCUGGUUGGACCUGUAAUAAAAAUGAAUCAGGGUCAUCUUGUGAUUUUCACUGAUGUUCACUAUGAACAUGAACAAGGGGAAGAUGAGGACCUUCGCAGACACCCCUAAUGCCCCUUUUCUUUCAAAAAAUAAUAGAGAAAAAAGAGGUCUUUCUUCUUUUGGCUUGUAUGGAAUAGAUGCUAUAACAUUAGAAUCUUGGAUCUUGGUCACUAUUUUUGAUGUUUCUUCACUUUUCAUAAACCAAAUCUGUUGGUUUUUUAAUAUAGUGGGUAUAGCUGACUUUUAUUGAUGCUUUAGAAAACUUGUUUCAGUCUGAUGGGAAGGAGUGACUGGGUUUUCUUGUGUUAUAAACACCAAGUUUUAUUAAUUUCAGGAACCAGUUAUUGCAUUAUUCAACUUAUCUCCAUUAGUGUUAGCGACGUUUUAUGUGUAGAGUGAGAUCUUAUUUUUUGUAAUAUUUUUACAGUUUGUCCCUUUGUAACUGGAUACCA
This is a messenger RNA of Lagopus muta (rock ptarmigan), 1931 nucleotides long. RefSeq names its product BPI fold-containing family C protein-like. The transcript has 16 exons. NCBI's taxonomy places the organism in Eukaryota, Metazoa, Chordata, Aves, Galliformes, Phasianidae. The coding region runs from base 1 to 1548 and encodes 515 amino acids. The record is from RefSeq and is a predicted model, not a curated record. Gene Ontology annotation, molecular function: lipid binding.